AAACACUUCUCAAUAUUUUAUAAUCAAUCCUCGGACUGCUUAUGUAAUUGGUGAAUCACUGGAGGUUCUAAUUAUUGCUAAGGACCACAAGGGUCGGACAAAGAACUAUGGAGGGGAUUUAUUUCAUGUGAAGCUUCACUCUUUGAGUCUAUAAGCCGGAGUGAGUGGCUCUGUUACAGACCAUAAUAAUGGUUCCUAUACAGCAAGGUUUAUUUUUCAGUCGUCUGGAGAAACUAUGAUCUCUGUUAGACUCAUGCAUUCCAGUGAAGCUGUCGCAAUUUUACAUCAGAAGAGGGAUACUCGACCAGACAAGAUGUUCUUUAAUGGCUACUUUGGGAAAAAUGGGACUCAGGAAGUGGUCGAGUGCAAUUUUGAUCUGCCUGGGCAGGAUGUCUGUGAAUAUUAUGAUCAACGUAAUGGAGAAAAGUGGGUGUGUCAGAGGCCAAAGGCUCUCCCAUGUGACUCCUAUUUUUACCACUCAACGGGAGGAAGACGCAAUGUCCUAAGCAAAGAAGAUAAACCAUUCUUCUCAAUGUCACUCAUUAACCAAGAAAUCCCAUCAAAACUUGGGUCGCUUAACGUCCAUCCUCAGAAGAAUGUCAUACAUGGUACAAAAGUUGCCUGUAAUCCUGGACUCAAGAACCCAAACCCCUCUGGAUUUUAUUACCAAGAUGUCUGGCAGUCUCUGGUCUGCUCCAAUAAACACUUUGAUAAUCAUACUAUGGCAGCAAAAUGCCUUGCUGGGAAGAAUGUCUACAUGUUUGGUGACUCUACAUUGCGACAGUGGUGGGAAUACCUUGUGGAUUUCAUACCAACUCUGAAGGUGAUCAGUCUUCAUGUGCCUCAAAGGACAGGUCCACUUCUAGCCACAGAUGCAGAACUCAAUUAUUUGGUGCAGUGGAGAGCCCACCAGAAACCUUUACGCAUGGGACGUACUGGAGUACAUGACCUACAUUACAUUGCUUCGGAGUUGAAUGACUUGGGAAUCCGGAAAGGGAUGACCAUUGUAAUAACAUGCUGGAGCCACUUCCUUACUUACCCUGUUGGACUGUAUAUCCGACGGCUAUAUCACAUUCGAGAAGCGGCAGCUCGGCUGUUAGAGCGAAGCCCUGAAACGAAGAUCAUCUUCAAAUCGGCCAACACUGGCUACCGGUUUCCCCAUGGAAGUGACUGGUUAUCAUUGCAGCUGGACACAUUGAUGAGGGCUAUGUUCUCUAAGCUACCAGUCACCAUUCUUGAUGUUUGGCAGAUGACCUCUUGCCACAGAGAACCUGAAGAUCUUCAUCCUCCAAAGAUAAUUAUUAAACAUGAGGUAGACUUGAUGCUUUCAUUUAUAUGUCCUCGGUAGGAAUCAUAAUUUACUUUUACUUUUCCAAUAGUUUUUAUUGAUAUUUUAAGAAAAAGUACAAAAUCCAACGUUAGGACAAAUGGCAGAAAGUGUACUCCAAAUGCACACAAAUAUCCAAGAUGGUGGAGAAAAUUAUUUUUUACACAAUAUAUCUCUCUCUGCUUCGGCCUUGAAAUCAUUUCACUGCCAGGUCCUGAAACUCCCCCUUCUCUCCUCUUGUGAUUGGCAGUGUUAUCUUGCAAAGAAGAAAGAUUGAGGAGGGAAGAAGUUCUCUGCCUACUCCUCCUGAGUCCUGAGCUCUGCCUUCCUGACCUCCACACCAUGCUCUGUGUGCAUUGUGGCUGUAGGGUUUGAAUGUUGUAGUGCUUCUGCUGGAAAUGGGUGAGUGGGGAAAGGGGGGGAGCUGCGGAAAGUUCAGAAUUCCAGCUGACAAACAUCUCCACCAGCCACAAUGCACCAGCUAUUUCUAUAUGCCACUCUUGAGGCCCCAUUCACACUUAGCAUAGUGAGAACACAUGUUCCUGCUCGUUUUAUUAUAAUUUUUUAGUUUGUUUAUACAAAGGGCAGUCCAUUCACUUGAAUGGGCUGCCCUGCAUUUGACAAACACACCAUAGAAGUGAUAGAACAUUUUCAGGCGUGCAGCUUUGCAUGUUUGUCACAUGACAAAAUGCAAGUCUGCUGUUUUUGGGGUGCCAGUUACAAUUAACGGCACCACAAGUGCUAUGCAAGAUUGCAGUGCAUUUCUAAAAUGCAUGCAAUGUCCUUUGUCACACGUUCAGGAAAUACAAAAUGUGAAUGCAGCCUAAGGAUUCUUUCAUAUGGGUUGCUGAGCUGUGGAUUUAUCGUCACCUCUGGCUGCGCACCUAAAUCCUAACAAUACAGUCAGACAGGGCUUUAUACAUGCUGUGGCUGCAAUGUUUACUACAUAGCUGCAGCAUUUUAACGCAGGCUGCAGAGUUUGACAUGUAGCACCACCUAUCAAACUCCCCUUCGAGUUCAAUGGGGCUGCUCUGCAGCUGCAAGCCAAACACUUGGCUCACAGUGUCAGCCAAGAGUAUCCCACAGUUGCAGCCAGUCUCUCUGCAACUACUAUUCAGCCAUUUAAAAAAAAGUAUAACAAAAUACCUGUGUCAGGAGGCAGCGGUAGCAAGAGUAUAAUUUCUGCCAUGACUGCAAUACAGCAUUGCGACCAUCGCAUUUUUGGGUGGUGGGAGGUGGCCCUGUCAGGUAGGCUGUAUGGGGCCCAGUAAUUUCCAACAGCAACCCUGCCAUUAUGUCGUGUCCUUGCAGACCCCCUAUAUAGGACCAGCUCCUCAGACAGACACAUGGAGACUCAAUGACUCCCUACUAACAAACCCAGAAAUAGUUUCACAACUUUCAGAUAGAUUAGAGGAAUAUUUUGAACAGAAUGUUCUUGAAGAAACCUCUCUCUCAAUUUUAUGGGCAGCCCAUAAGACGGUUAUGGGAGGUCAUAUAAAAGAAUUGCCUACAACCAGGAAAAGGCAAAGGACAGCAGAAAUUAGCUCCCCAACAAAAGAACUGAAUAAGCUAUAUUACAUUCACUACCAAUCUCACCCCUGCAGAGGUAUUGAGACAAAUGAAUCAGAAACAAGUGUCAUUAGACACAAUAUGGUUGGAACAGAUGAAAAAGUCCCUUUGUUGGUCCAAGGCUCAGUUCCUUCUCCAUAGUAACUCAGCCUCAGCUAUGUUUACCCGUAAACUGCACCAGUUUCUCCAGCCGACGCAUGUGUAUAAAUUAAAAAAUAGACAAGGACAAGUGGUCUUACACCCUAAAGAGGUCUUGGAUAUCUUUACUUCCUAUUACCAGGACCUAUUGUUAUCCUCAGGUUCUGAUC
Rana temporaria (common frog) is the source of this 3204-nucleotide messenger RNA. RefSeq names its product NXPE family member 3-like. The transcript is spliced from 6 exons. The coding region runs from base 236 to 1348 and encodes 370 amino acids. The record is from RefSeq and is a predicted model, not a curated record. Lineage: Eukaryota; Metazoa; Chordata; Amphibia; Anura; Ranidae.